UCCAACACCUUCUACCGCAAACCCACCAAACGCAACCUCGUCUCCUCUAACACCCCCUCCGACUCCUCCACCCACCUCAUCCGCAACCUCCUCCUCCACCUCCACCUCCUCCCCCCCCCCCACUCCCACCCCACCGUCCUCCACUACUCCCCGCAACUCCAACAAGACCUCCAACUCCUCGACCAAACCAAAUCCAUCCCCUCCAUCCCCUGCGUCGUCCAAAACCUCUCCCCACUCAACACCUCCUCCCUCUACCACUCCUUCGUCUGCCUCCUCGGCACCGGCUCCCCCUCCCACGCCAUCCGCACCUACUCCACCACCUCCUUCGAAAUCGUCUACGCCGUCGACCCCGACAACCUCGACUCCACCACCUACCACGUCAAAGUCGUCUGGAUCGAAUCCUCCCCCAACUACCAACCCAACCUCGACCACUCCCAACUCAAACUCGUCAUCACCCUCCUCCCCAGACCCCACAAAGUCUUCCAACUAGGCGUCUACAAAUCCAACGACUGUCCACCCCUCCCCACCAUCCUCACACACGACUCACUCGUCGACGGCCGCUCCCUCUACCCCCCUCCUCCACCACGCCUGCCUCGUCCUCUACAAAACCCUCUCCCCCCCACCCCUCCACUCGCCCCCGUCAGUCCAGAUCCGACCUCAUCCAACACAUCUCCAACUCCUACCCCGCCCUCUCCCACCCCCCAUUCCAAUUCCCCUACCACCUCACCCACGACCCCUCCUGGAUCCAACUCCAACCCUCCCCCUCCCCCCUCCAACGCACCACCUCCAACCACUUCCCCACCUCCCUCAAAUCCAAACUCAACCUCGACUCCCUCCACAAAGCACAACUCGCCCUCAUCUCCAAAUCCAACUCCCUCUCCUCCCUCUCCAAAUCCCCCCUCCCCUCCAAAUCCCCCC
This is a messenger RNA of Schistocerca gregaria, 918 nucleotides long. Its product is annotated as rho GTPase-activating protein gacQ-like. Gene Ontology annotation, biological process: regulation of small GTPase mediated signal transduction. The record is from RefSeq and is a predicted model, not a curated record. The annotation marks the transcript as partial. The transcript has a single exon. NCBI's taxonomy places the organism in Eukaryota, Metazoa, Arthropoda, Insecta, Orthoptera, Acrididae. Gene Ontology annotation, molecular function: GTPase activator activity.